Guyanagaster necrorhizus is the source of this 1596-nucleotide messenger RNA. RefSeq names its product putative UDP-glucoronosyl and UDP-glucosyl transferase. The record is from RefSeq and is a predicted model, not a curated record. Lineage: Eukaryota; Fungi; Basidiomycota; Agaricomycetes; Agaricales; Physalacriaceae. Gene Ontology annotation, molecular function: UDP-glycosyltransferase activity. The coding region runs from base 1 to 1455 and encodes 484 amino acids. The transcript is spliced from 5 exons.
AUGAUUACGGUCUCGACUCCCAGAAAAAUUUUGUUCUUCACGAACAGCGAAUACGGACAAGCCAACAUCAUUCUCUCGGUCGCUCACGAGCUCUGUCUUCGUCCAGACGUUGAAGUACACAUUGCAUCUUUUCCCGUGCUUUCACACCGUAUCAAGGAGCUGCAGGAACGUAUCCAUGCGACUGGCAGCACGGCGCGAGUCUACUUCCAUCCCCUCAGGGGAAUAUCUCUAAAAGAGGCUCGGAUACGCAGAAUCGGAACCAACACUCCCACCCAUGCACCCAGUAUCUCUGGCGCUCUCCGGAGUUUUAGGCGUCUACCGUACUAUGUUGCCGAAUGGUCUGGUCCAGAGUACAUGGAACUGUAUGACAGCUGCGUCGAGAUCAUCCAGGAUCUCAACGCACAUGGGAUCGUGAUUGAAUACUUCCUGAGUCAAGCUAUAGAUGCAUGUCGUUUCUUGGAUCUGAAAUUCAUUAUCAUGACGCCAAAUGCACCCAAGGACAUCAUCGGCCGUAUCCAGCCGUACGGAUCGAUAUUCUGGAAGUAUCCGGUCAUGUCAUCCGGUAUCCCGUACCCCAUGUCGUGGUACCACAUCCCGAAGAAUACCUUUCUCACCUGCGCCAUGGUCUACUUCAUGUUCUCUUCCCCGAAAAUCCAGGAACUCGUGCAAUACCGUCAGAAGCUUGGUCUCAAUAACACCAUCCCUAUGUUCGAACCAUACAUCGCCGAUGCACAUUAUCUGUGUCCUGCCACCCCCAAAACCGAUUUCCCUUGUGUCAUUCCGGACAAUGUGACGUUGUGCGGUCCUAUCCUUAUUCCAGCAGUCCCAGUGAAAGACAGAGACCCGGAGCUAGCCAGUUGGCUUGACAGUAAACCGACUAUUCUUGUCAACUUAGGAACACACGCCGUCUAUGAUGAGAACAAUGCCUGUCAACUUGCGACAGCUCUACGCAUCCUGCUCGAUUACGACCACCACGUUCAAGUUAUCUGGAAGCUCAAAGCACAGGACGACGUAAAGGCGUCCUUGCAUGAUAUUCUAGGGAAUUAUACGGAGAAGGGGAGCGCGAGGGUGAGAAUUGUUGACUGGCUAGACGUUGAACCAUUAGCCAUCCUCAGGCAUCCCAAUGUCGUCUGCACUGUCAAUCAUGGCGGGGCGAACAGUGUCUAUGAGGGAAUUCACACCGGUAUCCCUCAAGUACUUCUGCCAAUGUGGUACGAUUGUUAUGAUUAUGCAGCGCGCGUUGAAUGGCUCGGAAUCGGUGUUUAUGGUAAUAAGAAAUCUGCGCCAGGAGUAGAAGCUUCUGAGCUUGUACGCGCUCUUAUUAGGAUAGUCGGCGAAGGUGAUGAAGCUGCACGGUUCCGAGCCGCGGCAAAAUCUCUGGCUGAGGACACUCGAAAGUACUCUGGGCAGGUCAUGGCAUGCGACAAGAUAAUGGAACUGGCGCGCAUGAAGUAGUUUGAAUGGAAUAGCGAUGGUGCAACCCUUUCGUAGGUUUCAAGGACAUUUGUAGAUUAGGGAUGUUGCUUCUGUGUCUGAAGAACAGAGACGAGAGAGACAGGAUGACCAGAACAGAAAGAGACGCAUUACGCCAAGGGA